AUGGCGCUGCCGUCGCCCCCCUCCGCGUCAGCUCCGGCCUCCGCCGGCGAGCGGUGGCCGCCGCUGGAGUCUACCCCCGAAGUUUUCAAUCAGUUCAUGUGGUCGCUAGGCGUCCCGGACGACGACGUGGAGUUCCAUGAUGUGUACGGACUGGACGCCGACGCGUUGGAUAUGGUUCCGCAGCCUGUUCUCGCCGUUGUUCUCUGUUUCCCCGAUCCACCACAGGAUGCAAGUUACCCUUCAGAACAACUCUUAUUUUCUGGAGAAAAGGAAACACAGGACCAGGUUUACUUUAUAAAACAGAUUGAAUCAUUGGGAAAUGCUUGUGGAACUGUUGCUCUACUCCAUGCUGCUGGAAAUGUAUCUUCAGAAGUCAAUUUAGUUGAGAAUUCAUGCUUGGACUUGUUCUUCAAAUCAACUUCUGGCAUGGACCCAUAUGAGCGUGCUGUGUGUCUAGAGAAGGAUGAUGCCAUGGCAAGGGCUCACUCACUGGCUGCCAAUGCUGGUGUCACAGAGCUCAGUGAUCUUGUAGAAGAGCACUAUAUUUGUUUUGUGUCUGUCAAUGGCCAUCAUGUGCAAUAUCCCCAACUCAAUCAACUUCAAUCUUAUGGUGCUGUCAAGGAAAGAAAAAUAAUGCUGCUGCUAUUCCUUAAGCCGCUAUUAGAUCUAGUUGAGUACUUGACUACAUUCAUUUUUAGUCUUCGCAAAGCAUCUGAAAACUUGUCUCAGAUUUGCUUAUCAAGCCUGACCAACGCCCAUCCUUACUCUGGUUCUGCCCUACAGGUACAAGUUCAGACACAGCUGACGCCUCAGCCUCCAGUAGUUCUCAUUUCUUUUAGUGGGAGCCAAUGCAACGUCCUCCUUACGUGCAUGCUUGUUACCUAA
Molecule: messenger RNA, 885 nt
Organism: Miscanthus lutarioriparius
Lineage: Eukaryota; Viridiplantae; Streptophyta; Magnoliopsida; Poales; Poaceae
Source: the annotation of a GenBank genome assembly